GCAGAGUCUACAUUCAGCAGCGCGCAGCGGCUCGAGUGUGAUUCCCUUCACUGCUGCGGGCGGGUCUUCUGUGAGUCGAGCUAUAGCAAUAAUCGCGUGAAAUUUCUUCACAUUGCGCCUAAAACUUGGACACGCGGUAAACAGGGAGGAAAUAAGGAAUGGCAGCUAUCAGGAAAAAGCUGGUGAUCGUGGGAGAUGGAGCGUGUGGGAAGACCUGUCUCCUCAUAGUGUUCAGCAAAGACCAGUUUCCAGAAGUCUACGUGCCUACUGUGUUCGAGAACUACAUUGCAGACAUCGAAGUCGACAGCAAACAGGUGGAGCUGGCAUUGUGGGACACAGCAGGACAGGAAGACUACGAUCGUCUGAGGCCUCUGUCUUACCCAGACACAGAUGUCAUCCUCAUGUGUUUCUCAAUUGACAGUCCUGACAGUUUAGAGAAUAUCCCAGAAAAGUGGACGCCGGAGGUGAAGCACUUCUGCCCAAAUGUUCCCAUAAUCCUCGUGGGCAAUAAGAAGGAUCUGCGGAAUGAUGAGCACACACGGAGAGAGCUGACUAAGAUGAAGCAGGAGCCGGUUAAACCGGAGGAGGGCAGGGACAUGGCCAAUCGCAUUAGCGCCUUCGGCUACCUGGAAUGCUCAGCCAAGACUAAGGAAGGCGUGAGGGAAGUAUUUGAAAUGGCCACCAGGGCGGCGCUGCAAGUCCGCAAGAGGAAGAAGAGGAACGGGUGCUUGCUGUUGUGAGAGAACUUUCCGGUCUUUUCCAGAAUGAUCUCCAUAAUGACCAUGAAAUACCAAACUCCAAAUAAAACAAACAAACAAAAAAAAGUUUUUGAUUAAACAACAUAAGUACACUGGACUGUAUGUCACAUUUCAUGCAAACCAACAGGUGGGAAAUGGAGGAAUGUGAAUAAAAUAUGCAUUCAUUGGACAGAGGCUGGGUAGAAAGGCAGGUUAGAUCAGUAUAUUAUAUCAUAUGUCUUGAUUUAGUUUUCCUUUAUGGCACAAUGUUUUUCAGAAUACACACUUUUUUUUUCUUCAGUUUGUACUGUACGGAUGACAUCAGUCGUAACAGUAUUGUAUUUUUGCACAUUUAACAAAGUCUGGUUUUCAUAGUAUUGUAAUAGAAAUGAAUAUAACCAUGUAGAAAUAUCUUAAUAGCACAGAAUUUGAUAAUAAAAUCAGUGCCUUGAUCACCA
Messenger RNA from Cyprinus carpio (common carp), 1195 nucleotides. Its product is annotated as rho-related GTP-binding protein RhoA-D-like. The record is from RefSeq and is a predicted model, not a curated record. Gene Ontology annotation, molecular function: GTP binding; GTPase activity. Gene Ontology annotation, biological process: small GTPase-mediated signal transduction. Gene Ontology annotation, cellular component: neuron projection. NCBI's taxonomy places the organism in Eukaryota, Metazoa, Chordata, Actinopteri, Cypriniformes, Cyprinidae.